Messenger RNA from Aplosporella prunicola CBS 121167, 3885 nucleotides. RefSeq lists its product as uncharacterized. The transcript has 4 exons. The record is from RefSeq and is a predicted model, not a curated record. Bases 193 to 3780 code for a protein of 1195 amino acids. NCBI's taxonomy places the organism in Eukaryota, Fungi, Ascomycota, Dothideomycetes, Botryosphaeriales, Aplosporellaceae. Gene Ontology annotation, molecular function: calcium ion binding.
GGGUCGCGGCGACGGGAGGGACGGACGGCGUCACCAAGAACCCUAGGUGCCAGCCCUACAUACCAACCCGUACCUUAACUUGAGCACUUCGUCUGGCCCACCAUCUACUAUGAAACGUCGGUAAAGCAGGUCCACGGCGCAACGAAAACCCUCGCUCCCUCAGCUAAAUGAGCCCCUCCAUCCACCAUCGCCAUGUUCAACAUCUCCAACUUGGUGCAGAAGGCCCAGCAGUUCAUUGAUCCAAACCUCUCCCUUGCCGCUUCCUCCUCCGACCGACGACCCUCCAAAGCCUCUCUCUUCCGCCUCCAGUUUCGCCUGCCCGAGUCGCAGAACCCGCUCCAGGAGAUCACCGCCGAGCUCACGCUUUCGGCACACCACACAACGCGGGGGUCGGCGGCGCAAGAUGGGAGCGAGUCCGGCAAGCCGCAGGGGAACCACUAUGUCGGCAAGCUACAUCUCAGUGAGCAGUACCUGUGCUUCAGCACCCAGGGCUCCAGCUUCCUGACGAGCGCCAGCCUAAGCUCGAGCUCGGUGUUCACGGGGCAGACCCACGGCGCGGGCCCGGCGGGGAAUGGCUUCACGUUGCCGCUGUGCGCGAUCCGCCGCGUGGAGCGCCUGCACAGCCAGAGCUACAUGUUUGCGCUGGCGAUCACGACAAUCAAUGGCAUGAUAGACGGCAAUGCGAAGGCGAAGCAAGCGGCGGGCACGCUGGUGCCGCAGAAGUUUGUCAUACAAUUGGCCGGGAGCCGGCAACAAUGCGAGCGGUUUUGCGACGGAUUAAAGAGGGGCCUACGGGACGGUGUCAAGGACGUGGAAAACCUGAGGACGGUGGUUAGGGGCUGCUACUCGGAGUAUCUCCUCUCGGACGAAGCGGGCGGAAAGGGGGAGUCAAAGAAGGCCGAUACGAAGAAAACGCCGCCCGAUACUGGUCUCGGGACGCAGUUCAAAUAUCCUGGUAAUCCUCGGAAGUUACGCGAACCGACGAAGAUCAGAUUAUGGAGGGAGUACCUACGAGAAAACGGCAGAAACGCUACCCUCAUCCGGCAACCCACUUUUCAUAAGCUCAUUCGAGUCGGUCUUCCAAACCGUCUGCGCGGUGAAGUAUGGGAGCUCACCUCCGGGUCAUUCUUUCUGCGGCUGGCGAAUCCGACCUUGUUCGAAGAAACGCUGGAAAAGAAUUCCGGCCGAGAGUCGCUUGCUAUAGACGAGAUUGAGAAAGAUCUCAACCGAAGCUUACCAGAGUAUCCUGGCUUCCAAAGCGACGAGGGCAUCAGCAGACUCAGGCGCGUCCUGACCGCAUAUAGCUGGAUAAAUCCCGAGGUUGGAUAUUGCCAAGCUAUGAAUAUUGUAGUGGCUGCACUUUUGAUUUACAUGUCUGAACCGCAAGCGUUCUUCAUUCUAUCCAUCCUUUGUGAUCGGUUACUCCCGGGAUACUAUUCGACUACUAUGUACGGCACGUUACUCGACCAACGCGUGUUUGAAUCGCUCGUAGAGAAGACUAUGCCCAUUCUGUGGGAACAUCUCGUCAAGUCCGACGUGCAACUUUCGGUCGUUUCAUUGCCGUGGUUCCUCUCUCUAUACGUCAACUCCAUGCCACUCAUUUUCGCUUUCCGUGUUCUUGAUGUCUUCUUCCUGGAAGGCCCCAAGGUUCUCUUCCAGAUUGGUCUUGCAAUUCUGCGCAUCAACGGCGAGGAGUUGCUCGAUGCGGCGGAUGAUGGCACUUUUAUUUCAGUUUUGAAGUCCUAUUUCGCGAGACUGGACGAAUCCGCCCAUCCGAAAUCGGACAACCCCAAGCUACGUGCGGUUACGAGAUUCCAGGAGCUCAUGGUCAUUGCGUUCAAGGAGUUUGCGGGCAUCACACAGAACACGAUUUCAGAGCAACGCGCCAAGCACAAAGACGCGGUGCUUACCAACAUUGAGAGCUUUGCUAAGCGCACAUCCAUCCGCAACCUGGGCUCGGAUAGCAAGCGGCUGAGCAACAAUGAUCUGGGCUUCUUGUAUGACCGUUUCUACGGCGUAUUGUAUGAGCGCCAACAGAGAGCUCAGCAGGCGCAGCAGGAGGCUGAGCGCAAAGAGAAAGCUAGUAGGAUGAGGGCAUCACAGCUCAUUUCUGGCUUCGCAGCUGCCAGCGAUGUUGAAAAGGGCAGAGUUGCAUUGGGACCUAGUCCGACCCAAAUGGACUAUGACGGUUUCAGAGAGUUCCUUGCCGUUCUGACAGAUAUAGGUAUUGCACGAUGGGCGGUGACAGACUCACCAAAGUCGCCACAAGACCAGGACAAACAAUCGCAUUCGUAUUUUGGCAGCAGCCGUAGCGCCAAGCCAAGUGGGCCAUGGGGAUCAAAUCCUGAGCCGACCGACCACGAGUUCAUGCAGCGACUAUUCCGCCAAUGGGACAAGGACGACACCGGCACGCUCAACCUUCAGAAUGUCGUCUCUGGCUUCGCAAUGGUCAAGGGCGCGAAGGACAUUAUGGCUAACAUUGAGUAUUUCUUUGAUCUGUAUGAUGACGACGGCGACGGCAAGGUCGAUCGCGAGGGUAUUCUGCGCAUAUCAGAAGCGCUGCUGUUUUUGUCGCGCCGCGGCCUGAACAACAACAGCUCGCCUACGACCUCGAUAAGCGAUCUGCAGUCUGUAGCGAUUGACACGGAGUCGCGCAAGGAGAACAGCGACGAGGCCAUUCUUAACAGCAUAUCAGCCUUCAUCCGGCGGUGCUUCGAGUACGCGGAUCCAGACCACGAGAUCAACCGCAGCCAGCAAGAAGCCCGCGUCAAGGAAGCCACCAACAACAUCAACGACUUCAGCAUCGGCGACGAGGACGACGAAGACAACCUGCUCGACCUGGGCGACGACGACAAGCCCGCCAAGCCCGCCGAAGCGGAGCAAAAUCCCUCCUCUCCCGUGGCCGCCGAACCCGCAAAAGAAGAAGUCUCGUCGCCCAUGUCACCCAAGCCCGACGCGCUAUCAGCGAACCCGGCCCUCGACCCCGCACACCCGCUCUACAUCACCUUGCCCACAUUCCGAAUGGUGAUCCUAGCCGACGAAACGCUCGAGCAAUUCUUCGACUCAGCUUUCCCGAACUCGUUCCGCCUGUCAGACGUGCCCAACCCCGCCGCAAACCUGACCACAUUCAGCAACGCCGGACGGGCCAGCACGAGCACCAGCGCGAGCGGCAGCGGCCUCGUCAGCACCCUCACCACGCCCACCGCCCCCUCGGGCACCGUCUCUCUCCCCAGCACCGGCGGCAUCGUGCCCCCGGGCAAGGGCCUGCGCGGCAUGCUCGACAACAUUGUGUCAGACGGCAUGCGCGUCGCCGCAGAGGUGAAAAAGCGCAUGGAGGACGCGCAGCGCGAGAUGGAGCGGUCGCAGGGCGGCGCGCGCGGCGCCGGCGGUGGCGGCAGCGGUGGCGGCAGCGGCGAAGACGAAGAUGCUGAUGCUGACGACCAUGAUAAUGAUGGCCGCAGCGUCCAUGAGCAGGAUCGCGACUUGCUCGAGGGCGCCGAGACGGCCGAUGUCGAGGAGAAGCGCGAGCAGGAGCAGAACCUUAUUGAUGCUGAGGGCGGCGAUGGGGCGGGUGCGGGUGCGGGCAAGGCUCCUGCGGCCGCGGGAGCGUCGCCCCAGUCGCCUUCGUCGGCGGCGGCGCAGCAGGGCGCUGUGCCCGGCGCGAAGACUGCGGCUUCUGGUUCUGCUGGGAGUGCGAGUGCGGGCGCGGGCAGAGAUAGGAGCGUCAGCGAGGCGAGUGGUCGCGUCGUCGAGUUCGAUACGUCUGUUUUGGAGGAGUAGGAGUAGGAGUAGGCGUAGGAGGAGGAAUUGUAGUGGUAGUUGUUGUCAUGGUGGUGAAGCGAAAGGAGCAGGAGCUGCGUGGGGGGGGGCGGGGGGGCGGGGGGG